Molecule: messenger RNA, 3561 nt
Organism: Peronospora belbahrii
Lineage: Eukaryota; Oomycota; Peronosporomycetes; Peronosporales; Peronosporaceae
Source: the annotation of a GenBank genome assembly
AUGCUUCGCUCCAAACACCUUCUCGUUAACCGUCGCAUGGGUGUUUGUCUUACGUCCAUGCAACAGACACGUGAUGCUAGUACGAUUAAGAAACUCAUGGCUGCUAACCGCGGUGAAAUUGCGACACGUAUUAUGCGUGCUGGCAAUGAAUUGGGUAUUCGUACGGUCGGUAUUUUCUCCAAGGAAGAUCGCUUUACACAACAUCGCUAUAAAGCUGAUGAAAGUUUUCUUGUAGGUGAAGGGAAAUCACCCGUAGGCGCUUAUCUAGAUAUUGAGAGUAUUAUUCAAAUAGCAAAGGAAAAUCAGAUUGAAGCUAUUCAUCCAGGAUAUGGAUUUCUUAGUGAAAAUGUAGGUUUUGCUCAAGAAUGUGCUAAGAAUGGAAUCAAGUUUGUUGGUCCUACACCUGAGAACUUGCAACGAUUUGGUGACAAAACAGCAGCGCGUGAAAUUGCCAUUGAACAGAAGGUUCCAGUCGUACCAGGCACGGAUGGACCUGUUCACAAUCUGGAUCAAGCACGUGCUUUUGUUGACUCGGGUGUUGGCUAUCCUGUGAUCAUCAAAGCUAGCAUGGGAGGAGGUGGACGUGGUAUGCGUGUCGUCACGUGUGCUGAAGAGCUCGAAGAGAACUUUGAGCGUGCUAGUUCCGAAGCUCUGGCAGCUUUUGGUGACGGUACCGUCUUUAUUGAGCGCUACGUAGACCGUCCACGCCAUAUUGAGGUACAGAUCCUUGGUGAUGGCCAGGGUAACGUCGUGCACUUGUUCCACCGUGAUUGCAGUGUGCAGCGUCGUCACCAGAAGGUGCUUGAGACGGCUCCCGCGGUGGGUCUUGACCCCAAGACUGAAAAGGCGAUGAUUGACGACGCUGUCCGUCUCACUAGUGCUGCCAAGUAUUUGAACGCAGGUACCGUCGAAUUCCUCGUGGACCAGCAGGGUCGUCACUAUUUUAUUGAAGUGAACCCCCGGAUCCAGGUUGAGCACACGAUUACGGAAGAAAUUACGGGCAUCGAUCUUGUGCAGAGCCAGAUCCGUAUCGCUGGUGGUGAGACUUUCAAGGACUUGGGUCUCAGCCAGGACAAGAUCAAGCCACGCGGGCAUGCCAUGCAGUGCCGUGUGACCACGGAAAACCCGAGCACGGGUUUCCAACCGGACUCGGGUGUUAUUGAGGUGUUUCGUAGCCCAGGAGGCAUGGGUAUCCGUCUUGACGACGGUCCUGGAUUCGUCGGCGCUCACAUCACCCCUCACUAUGACUCAUUGCUUGUCAAGGUGACUGCACGUGCUUUAGAUCGUGGUGACUGUGCGCGCAAGCUAAAGCGUGCGCUGUCUGAGUUCCGUGUGCGUGGUGUAACGACUAACAAAAGCUUUCUGACUAACGUACUAAAUCACCCAGACUUCAUUAAGGGCAUUGUUGACACCAGCUUCAUUGCUACAAACCCAGACCUGCUGCUGCCGUCGAAGUCAACGAAUCGUGGCCAGAAAAUGCUCAAGUACAUUGGCAAUACGAUUGUGAAUGGUCCAGAGAAGGCACUAGGUGCUACUGGGCCCGCUCCGUCCAAAGUUGACCCGCUCAUUCCUUCUCUGUCGGCGCCGCCUGCUUCCAAGGAGAAGACGCUGCGCCAGAUCUACGUCGAGCAGGGCCCAGAGGCUUUUGCAAAGGCUGUUCGUGCCAAGAAGGGUCUGCUGCUAACUGACACCACGUGGCGUGAUGCUCACCAGUCCCUGCUUGCGACUCGUAUGCGCACGCGCGACAUGCUUGCCAUUGCUCCAGCUACUUCCAUUGCCAUGCGUGAUGCCUUCUCGAUCGAGAUGUGGGGUGGCGCGACGUUUGAUGUGUCUAUGCGCUUUUUGCGUGAAGAUCCGUGGGACCGUCUUGCGAUUCUGCGUGAGGCUGUGCCUGACAUUCCGUUCCAAAUGCUACUCCGUGGCGCCAACGCUGUAGGUUACACGAGCUACCCGGAUAACGUGGUGUACAAGUUUUGUGAGAAGGCGCAGGCUACUGGUAUGGAUGUGUUCCGUGUGUUCGACUCGCUGAACUACCUUGAGAACAUGAAGCUAGGCAUUGACGCUGUUGGUGCUGCCGGUGGUAUCAUCGAAGCUGCUAUGUGUUACACUGGCGAUGUUUCAGAUCCGACCCGUGGUCCCUACAAUCUCGAGUACUACUUGGAUUUCGCACGUCAGUUGGUGUCGCAGGGCAUCCAUGUGCUGGCCAUCAAGGAUAUGGCAGGUUUGCUUAAGCCCAAAGCUGCGAAGAUCUUAAUUUCUGCCAUCCGCAAGGAGUUUCCGGACUUGCCGAUCCACGUUCACACGCAUGACACGGCCGGAACGGGUGUAAGCUCAAUGCUUGAAGCUGCGUACGCUGGUGCAGAUGCUGUUGAUGUAGCUUCGGACGCCAUGUCAGGCACGACCUCGCAGCCGUCGAUGGGUGCGAUUGUCGCGGCCCUGAAGGGCUCAGAGCACGACACGGGCGUAAACUCUGAAGACAUCAUGGAAAUCAAUGAUUACUGGGAGACGCUUCGCGGCGUCUAUGCGCCGUUCGAGUCUGGCCAGAAGUCUGGUUCGGCUGAUGUGUACAAUCAUGAAAUGCCUGGCGGUCAGUACACGAAUCUGCUUUACCAAUCGACGCAGCUCGGUCUUGCGGGCCAGUGGCCGGCAAUCAAGCGCGCUUACGCAACAGCGAACCGGCUCCUGGGUGACAUCAUUAAGGUAACGCCUUCUUCCAAGGUGGUAGGCGACUUUGCUCAGUUCAUCGUGCAGAACAAGCUCACGGAGCAGGAGGUGGUUGACCAGGCCGAGACGUUGUCGUUCCCUAAGUCAGUGGUCGAAUACUUUCAGGGUUACCUGGGUAUCCCGCACCAUGGCUUCCCGGAGCCGCUGCGUUCGUGUGUACUGAAAGGCAAGCUGCUACCAAACGGUCAUGAAAUGUUUGAGGCCCGCCCUGGUGCUGAAAUGCAGCCGUAUGAUUUCGAUGCAGCAGAAAAGGAGCUGAAGGAGCAGUACGGCGAGGAAAAGAUCCGUGACGUCGAUGUGAUUUCGCACGCUAUCUAUCCGGACGUGUUUGCUGACUUCAUGAAGUUUAAGGACGAGUACGGUUCGUUGCACUUCCUGGACACGCGUACGUUCCUGACAGGUCUUGAAGUGGACACGGAAGUUGAGAUUGAGAUGGAGCACGGUAAGACUGUGUUUAUUAAGCUCAUUGCAGUUGGUGGCGUGAGCAAGAAGGAUGGUCUACGCGACGUCAUUUUUGAGCUCAACGGUCGCCAGCGUGUGAUCAAGGUCAAGGACGAGGCUGCAGGCGUGGCCUCGACGUUGAAGCCAAAGGCCACGACGAUGGCUGGUUCUGUUGGUGCCCCGAUGCCUGGUGUUGUGCUUGAUGUGCGUGUGAAGAAAGGCGAGAAUGUGAAGGCUGGUGAUGCUCUACUUGUUCUGAGUGCUAUGAAGAUGGAGACCGUUGUAGCUGCUCCAGUGAGUGGCCGAGUGGCGUCAAUCCAUGCUGACGUUGGCGACAACAUGCUUGGCGGCGACCUUCUCGUAGAAAUUGACGAAACUGGCGACGAUGAAGAUUAA